AUGGCUAAGGAUAGUUUGACUAAUCUACUCUCUCAAUUGAACAUUCAAUUGUCUCAAGAUGAGCAUCCGCAGGUGGAACAAACUUGCUUGAAAUUAUUGGACUCUGGCUGCGAAGAUCCAGCAGACGUAUUUAGACGUUGCUUGGUAGCCGUUAUCCAACAGGAUAAGUAUCAAAAAGCCUUACACUAUUUAAAGAAAUUCAAGCAUAUUGAUGAGAGAUUCGGGCGCAGAUUCGCAUUGGAAAAGUUGUACAUUUUUUAUAAAUUAAACAAGCCAGAUGAAUUCAACACGUUGUACAAGGAUGUAAUCACGGAUGACCUCGAUACUGUGUUCAAAAAAGACAUCGAGUCACUUAGAGGUAUCCUACAUGUGAGAGCUCAAUACUGUUACAAGAAUGGCUUAUACCAAGAAGCUUUUAAAAUAUACCAACAUUUAGCCAGUCAUAAUGGGAAAAAUCAAGACAGCAAAAUUGAGUUGGCUUGUAACGAAAGGGUCCCACUAUCUGUAGCAACAGAGUUAAUGAACAUGUCACCGUUAGUGACACCUACAGACGAAUCUUCCUACGAUUUAUUGUUCAAUGAAUCUUUUAUUAUGACAUCUCUAGGUAAAUAUAACGAGGCCAUUGAAUUGCUAGAAAAGGCUUUGCAAGAAGCCAUAAAUGAAGGCUAUCAGAACGAUAUCAAUACUAUCAAGUUACAGUUCUCCUUCGUAUUGCAAAUGAUGGGAAAAACUGCGAAGAGUAAAGAAAUACUGAAGAGCUUAUUGAAGGAAUUGAAGACUGAUUCUCCAUUUUAUUUAAUCUGUCAAAAUAACUUAAAUGCGUUUUCUGAUUUCUCCAAAUAUAAUACAAACUUCAACCUACUGCUUAGGGAGUUAAACGUAGAAAGACUAAACACUUUUAAUUUACAGUCUUUUACACAUGAGCAGUGGUCAAACAUCCAACGUAAUAUACUAUUUCUGCGUUUGUUCAGUAAUGUUAAAAUACACUCUGGAGAUUCUAUUUUAUCCAAAACAGCUCACAAGUACUCUAAAUUAGUGGAUAAUGUUACUUUGGAAAGUUAUAAGACGCAAGCCAAGAAGCUUUACCAUCACGCUACAAAAACCAUCUUAAGUGGGACAGAGGGUGGUACAAUUGGCAUUUUACUGUUGACCAUUCAGCUGCUAAUAACAGAAAAGGAAUGGGAAAAUGCGAUUAGAAUAAGUGAACUAUUCUUGAACGAAAGUUGGAAGUCAUCCUUUGAAAAAUUUAACGAUUCACAAGCUAUCGUAUGUUACAUUUUAUUUGAACUGUACAAGAUUAAGGGGAGAAACCAUUCCAAAGAUGUUUUAUUAAAAAAAUUAGGUUCUGUUAGAACUCAAUUGGGCGGGAAAAUCCAAGAGAAUAUACCAUUUUGGAGGCACGUUGGAUUUGAAUUGCUAUCCAUAGGCAAUGCCAAAGAAUCGAAGGCUUUACUCAGGGUACUCUCAAGCUUCAUUAAAGGUAACGGAGAUGAACUGGUCGACCGAAUUGUUUCGUCGAAUCCUUUAGAUAUAGCACAAGGUAUAGAUUUGGUAAGAGAUAUUGAUGUUGAUGAACUCAUUAAACUUGGUGUGAAACCUUUAGAAUCAUCUGCAAAGAGAAAUAAGAAUAAUGCGGUCAGCAAAGUCCAAAAGAGGAAAGCUUUAGAACUGAAGAACAAAAGAAAGAUUAAACGUGUGGAGAAAUUUUUACAAAGUCGUGAUGCGUCCAAAUUACCUGAUCCUGAAAGAUGGCUACCAUUAAGAGACAGGUCCACUUAUAGACCAAAGAAAAAACAACAGGGUGCGAAACAAACUCAAGGUGGUGCUAUGAACAAAAAAUCAGAACAAGCCCUUGACAUAUCAAAAAAGGGGAAGCCCGCUGCUAAUAAAAAGGUUAAGAACAAAAAGAAAGGCCGUAAAUAG
Messenger RNA from Saccharomyces mikatae IFO 1815, 1923 nucleotides. It is a transcript of the gene SRP72, whose product is annotated as signal recognition particle subunit SRP72. The record is from RefSeq and is a predicted model, not a curated record. Gene Ontology annotation, cellular component: signal recognition particle, endoplasmic reticulum targeting. The transcript has a single exon. NCBI's taxonomy places the organism in Eukaryota, Fungi, Ascomycota, Saccharomycetes, Saccharomycetales, Saccharomycetaceae. Gene Ontology annotation, biological process: SRP-dependent cotranslational protein targeting to membrane. Bases 1 to 1923 code for a protein of 640 amino acids. Gene Ontology annotation, molecular function: ribosome binding; protein binding; 7S RNA binding.